GACCACCGCCACCACCCCCCCAGCGUUAAAAAGCCCCGCGUCUGUCUGCGGAGUUCCCACAGACCGCAGUGCGCAGCGAGGCGCCCUUCACGCACCCCCCUCCUCCAUAUCCCCACGCGGGCGAGCGAGUGAGCGAGCGCCUCUCAGUUUUUUGGGGGGGGGAAUACAAUCAUAAAGCGCGCUUCUUGUAAAGUGACCCAGGCGGUGAUAGCGACGGGCGUGCGCGUUGAGGAAACUGACGCCGGGAGCUUUGGGGAGGAACGCUCGACUCUUAGCCGACCGUCGCCGACAAGAAGUCCACCCAAGUCGAGGGAAGGCCGAGACAGAACGAGUUAAACGACGACGACGCCGCGCAACAAGGACGAGCGAGUGAACUGGGGAGAGCAGAAGGAGGAGGAGGAAGGCUUGGACGAAAACAAGAAACCCCGAGCGACUCGGCACGUGUGCGGUGCCGGGGGUGGACACAAGACUCGGAGUGGGGGGGGUGGGUGGCCCCGUCCAUCGUUUUGCCAAAGACCCGAGUGAGAGGGUCACCAAAAGCCGUCGUCUACGCGGUGGUCAUUCGCCUCCAGCGUGGGUGAGGUGAGCGAGAGGACACACGCCGGGGGGUGGGGGGGUUGUGCCGUGGCGACCAUGAGCCAAGCGGAGGUGCCCUCCUGCUCCUCAUCCUCGUACCAGCACAUCUUCCAAGAGGCGGUGAGUCGAGGCGACACCAGCAAGCUCCAGGCCUUGCUGCAGGACGCCACGGCCGGCGAGCAGUUCAACGUGAACUCGUUUUUCGGCCCCGAGGGUCAGACGGCGCUGCAUCGCUCGGUUAUCGCGGGCAACCUGGAGCUCGUGAAGCUCCUCGUGCAGUUCGGGGCCGACCCCAGGCUCGCCACGCGGGACGGCUGGAGCGCGCUGCACAUCGCCGCCUUCGGAGGCCACCAGGACAUCGUCCUGUACCUCAUCAACAGCGGCACGCGGCGACGGUAGCGAGGGGAGAGGGAGGGAGGGGGAGAAAGCCGUCUUCCUUCCGACCUCCUCGUCCUGUCGGUGCCCACCGCUCGUCGUUGUCUGGACAGGGCGGGGGGUGGUGGUGGAGCGACCCCCUUCAAGCGCUGCUGCUGCUGUCAUGUGGACAUCAACCCCGCGACUGGCGACUGAGCAGCAGCACCAGCAGCAUCAUCGGUGGCGGAGGCAGUAAGCGAGCUUAGCACUACGAUAAGCUGAGCACCACGACCAACAAGGCACCACCACCAUCUCAUCAUCAUCGUCGUCUCACCCUGGACAAUUUCAUUCGAGCGCCGAGCUUUCGUUUCAACGCGUGUUGUUCUGUUGUUUGUGUUGUUGAAGUUCGGCCCUGUCUUCCCCACCACCCCUGGCUGCCAAACUGAAGUUGAAGCCGGGCAGCAGGAAGAAGGGCAAGGUAGCGGACCCACACCUGGGUAGGGGUGGUAUCGAAGCGUGGUCGGGCCCGUCUCCCGUAAGAGGCCUAUUAUUACAAGGAAGGGGCCAGCAGCUGCAGCCGAGAGAGAAUGUGCGAGGUGUAUCUCUCCGUCCGUUACACACGGCCAGCAGCGUCCUGCAAGACGGCGAUACAGCCAAGCUGUCAGUCGUCUGGGGGCCGCGGGGGGCCUUCGUGAACCGCCGCUACCAACCACCAAAAAAAAAUACCCCGGCGGCUCAUCGGUGACAGUGGCGAUGGUGGUGCUCGCAUUUGAGAUUUAUUUAAAAACGUGGUUAAUGAGUCUCGGCCACGAUGCGCCGAUGAAAGUUGGUUGGACUUCCUCCGGUUGGCGAAUAACGAUUUGUUUUCUGUUUGUUUAGACCUGUUUUUGUUUUUCCGAUAUCUUUUGUUUUUUUUUAAAGCGGACCAGCCUCAUCCCCUGCACGCUAUCUUGGAAAAUCUGCACGACCACAUCCUUCACAAGUGGAUGUAUAGAUGGACGCGAUAGAAUUAUCCUGGGUCGGAAUUUUAGACGCGACUCUUGGACACAUGCGCGGACCAAUUGCGCCACCUCUGAGAGAGAGUCCUCUUGCCUGCAACGCAGAUAACACAAAUAGGUGUUUAGCCUUUUAACUAUUUAAAACAAAAAGUAACCUUUUCCUCCAUCCCAAAAGUGUCAACGGAUGGGACUUUGUAAUGCGUCGGCAGUUUUGACAUUUCGCGAGCAUCUCUUUCCGAGCCGAUUUCCCAACAUCUCCCCAAUUUUCCCUAUUCUCCCCCCUUCCAAAAAAACCCCCUUACGAUAGCUGCUAUUUGUGUGCGAAAACUUAACAGAAAGACUGGCCUUAAAAACACGAUCACUCUACCUCGACCCGCGUAUGGUUGUGAUAAGGAAUUGACUGGGCAGUGUGUAUGUACAAUGCUUAUACAAAGUGACCAAGUCACGGAUGGGUGUUUGUGUGCACAGACACAAUAUGUUGAUUGACAUUGACUAAAUCUCAAGUCGCGGAGGUGGUGGCGGGGGGGGGCACCUGAUGUUUUGGUAUUUUUUUUACAUUUGUCCACUAAUAACAGAAAAUUUAAUGUCAAACGAAAGUCUAAAACCUUUAAAACGCGCAACUUUGAAUGCAGUAUUUUAAUUCAGCGCAUAAUCAAAUGUAGGUUCUACCUUUCAUUAUUUUUUGUGUUGUUCACACGGUAAAUAAACAUCCGUAACAUAUCUACAGCGUGCCGAAGAAUGUGUGUGUGUGCGUGCGUGUGAACGCCCGUGUGUUGCGGUGUUCAGGUCCAUGCAGCACCGUUUUUACCGGAUUAUAAGACGCACUUUUCCUCCCCCCUGUAUUUUAAAAACGAAACUUGAGGGAUGUGUCUUAUAACCCGGCAGGUGUGUGUUUAAGUGUGUGUGACCAUAUUUGCAGAACUUUCUAUUCACACCCGGGCACGUGGUUUUUUUUGGUGCGUCUUGAUUACUUUCCGGAGAAUUUGGCAGAACACAUCUGGGUUCAUCAGUCCAGUGGACAGUGGGUUGUUUUUUUAAAAUAAAGUAACCGUAACCGUUUUUUUGCAAUACAGCAAAAAAAUCAAUGAGUUGCGGCAUUUUUGUGAAAUGCUCCUUAUAGGAAAGGAUAAUUACUGUCCCGUGCCACCCCUGAUUUAGUGCCCCCGUUUGAGUGAGCUCGCACGUGAUGGUUUAAUUUUUUUUACACACACUGCACACAUUGAUUUUCGUCCUGUAGAUGCGAGAUGCAGGAUUUGCAAACCUGACGAAAUUGCCGUGGUUAAUGUCUCGUUGUCAUUGAUGCUGAUUGAUGUUUGCAGCGAGCACGUACCUUAUAACACAUUGGAUAGGACUUGUUUAUUUUGUUUUCCAAUGCAAAGAAGUGUAUAGAAUUAUAGAGCAUUAUUAAAAAAACACAAAGAAAUGCGCUUUAAGCGUUGGUGCAUGUGUGCCGUAUCUUUUUUUUUACGCAAUGCAAAAACAAAUAAUGUGCAAAUUGCUGUAAAAGAACAACCGUAUAAUACAUUCAAUUACUGUCAUAUUGCCGUUAAAACACAGACACAAGUCCCAACUGUUAUGGACAUUGCUGUUACCACACCGACAGUGUAUGUUUUACUUGCGUAUUGUAUAAUGCUAUACUGUGUAUCGCUUAUUGUACGACACCUUGAGUAUAUUACAUACCGUACUUAUACGUCAAUUGUGUACCGGGCUGCGUGCAGAUUUUGUGAGCACACGAAACAACCACAACCCCUGAAGUUUCACAAAAGUUUCACGCGCAGUUCGUUGAAUGUGCAAAAUGUGUCAUUUUUUUGUAUAUGAAAGGGAUGCUUUACUUUUUUUGCGUGUGUGGAAAAGGGAGAGAUGGGAAAGAACCGCCGACUCCCCCCCCCCCCCGUACGGAAUUAUAUUGAAACCUGAGACUCGUUAAAGUGUUUCAUUUAUAUAUAUAAAAGGUGAUUUGAGAGAGAGGAGAGAAAAAACAGUAAAGUUGACGCAACGUUGCACUGACAAGUUGAGCGGUGGUGCUUGAUUACGGGAGCAGAUUUUGUGUGCGUGUGUGUAUCUUGUGUGUGUGUAUAUAUACAUUGUACCAUCAUAGUUACGCGGCCCUAACUCGUGUUUGCGUAGAGAAGAGAGGGGAGCCUUGACGGACGGCUAUACGGGCAAAUAAAAAAAGUUGCCUUCCAAAAACAACAACACAUGCUUGAACAUGGGAGGUUUUUUGUUAUUUAAGAAAAAAGAGUAGUGCGUGUAUCGUUUUCACAUCCAAGAAUGCGGUGUCACGAGUAUAGUUUAGCCAAAGGCAAUGACUGUGCUGCUUUGAGUUCGCAUGGGGUUCAGUCGGUGCGUGGUGCACAAAGCCGCCUCCCCGUAUCAUACGGGGUGAUCCAUUUACAGAGACCCCACAAAAACAUCAACCCUACUUUUCGUCCGAUAGAGGAAGACGCGGAGCCAACUUGCCUUACCACCCCCCCCCCCCCCGGCUGAUUUUACCGUACGAAUUUAAUCUGUGAACACUCUGCGAGAUUACGGAGACGUCGCUUUCAGGGCGUUCAAUCGCCCGUUUAAAAAUAAAGAUGGGGUGGGGGGUGGUCAUUAGAAUGACGUGGGGGAUAUCUUUAAAUGGAUCGCCAUGUCUAUCCACGAAGGGUGCACUUGGCAGAAUUGUCUGCACACGUAAACACACACAAGGUAUAGGAACAAAACAAUCGGCCACGAGUAUGCGUAGAAUGUACAGGCACAGCCCAUCUUUGUCAAUCCACUGCUGGAUUAGGGCCUUCCCCGUGCCAGAAUGAAUGCCUGGAGGGUUGUUUGAUCAUACUUACCGAGAGCGGGUGGUCAUAGACGUCAGAGCGUCGUUCAGGACAAUGGAUGUUGUUGCACUAAGCAUGGCUGGAAAAAGUAGACCCACAGGAGACUUAGAACGCCUGUUUCAUGCAUAGUGGCCACCCUUCAAAGCAUUAUCUCGGGUCAACCUUGCUUAGCUUUAAAUAUCAUACGUAACAUACAUCGACGAAGUGGUGGCAUACUCUAUACCACCUUUCAAAUACAUUUUACAUAGUUUAAUAGCAAUACUUAGAUAAAUGCAAGCUAUAGUCUUUUGAGAACUUGCCCAUUUUCAAAGCAAUAAGGGAAAUAGAUCUGUGAAUGGGCCGUUAACCGAAACGUUGGCGUGUUUUACACUGUGUCAAGGUAGUGAUUCGGCGUCGAUGGCAGUGGCAAUGUAUGUCUUUCAACCAUAUGCCAAGGCGGUUCCUUGAGUUUUAAUCGAGGUUGAAAAGAACAUAUAUAGCAUUACGCUGAAAGCCUAUACGUUUAAGUAAUGGUCACGUGUAUAGUUUCACACUUAGCGGACUUCACGUCCAAUAAAAAUCACGUAACCUUUAAAUGCGGCUGCAUUCCCACCAAACAAAAACACGUUUCUCAAUUGCACAGUGCGCACAAUCAAUUCCCCCCCCCCCCCCCCCCCCCGAAGGAAGGCGUGCUCACAAUCGCGUUUUCAUCGUGUGCACCAUGGCGAGGUCUCGAUCUUUAGAAAGCAAAAGAUGAAAUUACGCGCUAAUGUUCAGGAAAGGCAUUAAAGAACCGUACCCCUAACAUUUAUAUAUUUAAAAAGCUAAUUGUGAGUCCGGUGUAACCCUUUCUCCGGUCAUUACUGUUUCGGGGAAAACGUAAUUACGGUAACUAAUUGUCGGUUCAGCAGAACUAGUUUCCAUUCACAUUCAAUUAAGGGAACGCAUAAUUACGGGAGUAUUAAGCUACACUCUUGUUUAACGCUACCUGCAGGUGCACUAUUCUAUCAGCCAACCAGCCAGGCUCACAGUCCGUACCGAUGAUGCCCAUGCACGCUUACUACGUGUAAUGCACCGUACACUAAAGCACGUGGCUGGCACGUCCGCGUGUGUACACCUCGAUAUAUUAGACACCCGCUUUGGUAGGCAGGUAGGAAGGCAGUAAGCACACGUGUAGCAUUUGGUCCAACUUAGUAUAGAGUGGAGGCGAAUAUCAAGGCAACUCAAGGUAAUUCAUGAAUUGGCAGUCCAAGCCACGGAGUUGCACAAUUAACGAUUUCUUUUGUUGAGAGGUACUGACUGCAGUUUGACACUGCGUGCCAACUCCAGUGUGUGUAUAUAUCCUGAUCAAUUGCCAGCGUGAAGGCCACGAGCUAAUACGUAAAAUUGCCUUGGGGAGAGGGAAGCCCUUCCUUCCCGUGUAGCCCUAUGCAAGAAGUAAGCGUGGCACGGGAGCGAUGUGGAAGGAACUUCCCUUUGAAAAUUUCACUCGCCCAUGCUGCGCACAUUGAUAAUAAUGGACAAUGCGUUAUUUGUGAACACAAUGCAGCAUUGCCUCUUAGACGGGCAAAUGAUCGUGCACAUCUUAAGACGUUUUAAAUAUCGCUGAGAUUUGAGCGUUGACGUCAAACGAGUCGACAUUUCAACGAAGUAUGUAUGUUGAACUUCUUUCGCACCGUACGUAGCCAACCGCGAUAAUGGGAAUAAUAACAACGCACACAGAUGCGAGCACAAUCAUUCAUUCACAAACUCGUGAGUGAUUUGAGUCUUCUCAUUUCGUUAUUGGGGGGGGGGGGGGG
Petromyzon marinus (sea lamprey) is the source of this 6519-nucleotide messenger RNA. RefSeq names its product NOTCH regulated ankyrin repeat protein (gene NRARP). The record is from RefSeq and is a predicted model, not a curated record. Gene Ontology annotation, molecular function: protein binding. NCBI's taxonomy places the organism in Eukaryota, Metazoa, Chordata, Hyperoartia, Petromyzontiformes, Petromyzontidae.